Molecule: messenger RNA, 894 nt
Organism: Podospora anserina S mat+
Lineage: Eukaryota; Fungi; Ascomycota; Sordariomycetes; Sordariales; Podosporaceae
Exons: 5
Coding region: 1-894 (297 amino acids)
Molecular function (GO): carbon-sulfur lyase activity
Source: RefSeq, a predicted model, not a curated record
AUGGCGGACUCGGAACAGCAAAUCAAGAAAUACCGCGGCAACUGCCACUGCGGUGCAUUUGUCUUUGAGUUUGAAGCCCCCGAGAUCAAGUCAGGUGUGAUUUGCAACUGCAGUAUUUGCUACAAGAAGGGGUAUUUUGCUAUUACUCCGGGGGUUGAGCUGAAGAUUGUCAAGGAUGGGGGGACUAUCAAGCAGUAUCAGUUUGGGGAGAAGAAGUGGAAACAUCAAUUCUGCAGCAAAUGCGGCACCGCAACCUACGGAACAUCCGAGUUCUUCGACCCCCCGAUGAACAUGGGCAUCAAUGCCCGCUGCAUCCAAAACCUCGACAUCUGGGCCCUCCAAGAGCGACACGUCGACAGCACAGCCCACCCACCCCCUUACACCCCCCCUACCCACCCCGGCCCUCUCCCCUCCCCUCAGUCAAUCCCAGACAACCAAGGAACCCUCUACCACGGCUCCUGCCACUGCGGCGCCGUAACCGCCGCCCUCAAAGUCGACCACCCCUUCGAGAGCCAAUCCUACAAAGGCAUGCUAGCAGAGUGCAACUGCAGCCAUUGUAUCCGUGGCGGCUACGUCUGGGCCUACCCAACAAAAGACCAGCUUGUCAUUUCCGGGAGGGAAAACCUCACCUGGUAUGAAUUCAACCAAAAGAUUGUCCGCAAAGGAUCGUGUAAACACUGCGGGGUGUUGGUUCUUGCCGAGCCGGUGCCUAUCCAGGAAGUGGAGGAGGUUUCAGAGGAGAUGAGAAAGUUUAGGGAGGGGUUCAAGGAUAUUCGACCGGUUAAUUUGAGGGUGGUGAAUCAGGAUGAGUUGGAUGUGGAGGGGUUGAGACGGGGGGGAAGGGUGAGGCAGGCUAGGAGGGCGGGGGAGGGGGGGGAGUAUGUGAAUCCGUGA